AUGGAUAGAAGUUGGAUGCUAAAUAAGAAUAAAUUUAGUUCAGAAUAUAUUAAAGGGGUGCGUAGUUUCUUAGAUGUUGCAAAACAACAUGUUGACUCCAGUGGUAGGAUUCAAUGUCCUUGCAAAAAUUGUAACAAUUGUUACUUGAAAAAAGUGGCAGAGGUGAAACAAGACUUGUUUCUUCAUGGGUUUGUUGAGGAUUAUACUCAAUGGACACAUCAUGGUGAGUCUUUUGAAUCAGAUGUUGGUAUUCAUUUGGGUGAUUCACAUGAUGAUGAUAAUCUUAGUGAUCAAGUUGAAGAUCGACAUGACAAUACUUUUGAAAUGUUAAAAGACAUGCGCAAUUCUAAUUUCACAGAAUUUAGUGCUGAACGACCCUCAAGCAAUCAUGAAACAACCUCAUCUGAAAAGGAAAUAGAGAAAUUUGCUAGAUUGUUGAAUGAUGCUCAAUGCGAACUAUACCCAGGUUGUAAGAAGUAUUCCAAAUUAUCAUUUCUUAUCAAGAUGAUUUAUAACAAAACAAUUACUAAUUCUAGCAAUAAGUCCUUCAGUAUGAACUUAGAGUUAUUCAAGGAUGCUCUCCCAGAAGGUGAAACACUUCCCAAAUCUUAUUAUGAGGUGAAAAAAUUGAUGCAUGAUCUUGGCCUUGGUUAUAUCACCAUAGAUGCAUGUGUGAAUGAUUGCACACUAUAUUGGAAGGAGUAUGAGCAUUUAGAUACAUGCCUUAAUCCGAUGUGCAGAGCCCCUCGAUGGAAGUAUGGUUUGGGUAAAUGUAAGAAGAUUGCUCAAAAGGUAGUUAGAUAUUUUCCUUUGAAACCUAGACUUCAAAGAUUAUUUAUGUCGAAGGAAAUUGCUAAGGAUAUGAGGUGGCAUAAAGAAAAGCGGGUAAAUGAUGAUGUUAUUAGGCAUCCAGCUGAUGCUGAGGCAUGGAAAGAGUUUGAUAAGGAAAAUGAUUGGUUUGCUCGAGAUCCUCGCAAUGUGCGACUUGGGCUUGCAAGUGAUGGAUUUAACCCAUUUGGCAAUAUGAGUACCAGUUAUAGUAUGUGGCCGGUCAUUUUACUUCCUUACAAUUUGCCACCUUGGAAAUGUAUGAAGGAGCCAUUUUUAUUUUUAUCCAUGCUUAUACCAGGUAAGGAUUCUCCUGGUAAUGAUAUUGAUGUUUAUUUACGGCCAUUAAUAAAUGAACUAAAAGCAUUAUGGGAAAAUUGGUGUGGAGACAUUUGA
This is a messenger RNA of Hevea brasiliensis (rubber tree), 1224 nucleotides long. RefSeq lists its product as uncharacterized. Lineage: Eukaryota; Viridiplantae; Streptophyta; Magnoliopsida; Malpighiales; Euphorbiaceae. The transcript has a single exon. The record is from RefSeq and is a predicted model, not a curated record. The coding region runs from base 1 to 1224 and encodes 407 amino acids.